This is a messenger RNA of Octopus sinensis (East Asian common octopus), 2804 nucleotides long. Its product is annotated as peptidyl-glycine alpha-amidating monooxygenase B. The transcript has 23 exons. Gene Ontology annotation, molecular function: protein binding; oxidoreductase activity, acting on paired donors, with incorporation or reduction of molecular oxygen, reduced ascorbate as one donor, and incorporation of one atom of oxygen; copper ion binding. Lineage: Eukaryota; Metazoa; Mollusca; Cephalopoda; Octopoda; Octopodidae. Gene Ontology annotation, cellular component: membrane; extracellular region. The coding region runs from base 205 to 2703 and encodes 832 amino acids. The record is from RefSeq and is a predicted model, not a curated record. Gene Ontology annotation, biological process: peptide metabolic process.
UCCUUAUUUCCUUACCGUCUUUCCCGUCCCCGUCGCCGCCUCUUAAAGCUCAUGAAUAUUCAUAUACCGCCACCACGUGACCGAGUCGUCUGCCUUCUUCCAGAUUCAACAACAACACAGGUCCGGCCCAGAACAUGGUUGACUGUCGUACUGAAUUAAAAUUCCUUUAGCUGCCCAGCUGGAAGGACCCUUUCCACAGUCACUAUGAUCUCAGUUCUGCCGCAUGCCUCCUGGCUGUUGGCUUUGUUGCUGCUGGUCUGCACUUUCCUAAGUACCAUUACUACUCAUGUGGUCUCAGAGAAAAAUACUUGUUUAGAUCCAGUGACGAGGAAGGUGAAGAACCUUGAGGAUUUAGAUCUACAGAAAAUAACAAUCUCUAUGCCUGGAGCAAGACCGUCUAAGGAUGACGAAUACUUAUGCACCAGUAAAAAGCUGUCCAAGGAAACCAAUUAUAUUGUUAAAUUUGAGUCACUAUCAGAUGCCGUCAUUGCUCAUCAUAUCAUUUUAUUUGGUUGCCCGGAGCCAUUAACAGUUGGUGGUAUUUGGUCAUGUGGGACUAUAUGUAAAAGAAAUGAAGCCAAAAUCCUUUAUGCAUGGGCAAAGAAUGCUGAUCCAGCUAAAUUACCUUGUAAUGUUGGUUUCCAUAUUGGUAAAGGAUCAAAUAUUUCAUCUUUGGUCAUGCAAGUACAUUACAAAAACAAAUUUACAGAUGCACAGCCUGCAGAUAAUUCUGGAUUAUCUCUAUAUGUAACAAAGCAUAAACAGAAGUAUGCUGCAGGAAUCUUUAUUUUAGAUUCUGAUGAUGGUUUUAUUCCCAAAUCUACUCCGCUAAGCAACAUUGAUGUCAGCUGCAAAUUUCCAAGGAGAGUCAUUUAUCCAUUUGCAUUUCGGACCCAUGCACACAAUCUUGCAAGAGUGGUAAGUGCUUAUAAGUUCAAUGGCAGCUGGACAUUGAUCGGGAAAAGUAAUCCACAUUGGCCUCAAGCCUUUUAUCCCAUUGAGAGAAGAAUCAAAAUCGAAAGAAAUGACACUGUGGUUGCACGCUGUACCUAUAAUUCAACCGGUCGAAAUAGCGACACAAAGAUUGGACCAACCCAUGAAGACGAGAUGUGCAACUUUUACAUGAUGUACUACUCCCACAGUGAAGACCAUAUACCAAACUUUAUAGAAUGCAUUAAUAAUAAAUUUCCAGAUUUCACUAAAUACAUCCCAGCGUCAUCCGUCGAGCAGUUGCCUUAUAAUCCAUAUUUGGAACAGAAAGCAUUGCAGUCAAAGACACACCCCAGUGAAAAUGCCGUUCACCAGCGGUUAAAUAAAAAUUCUCAGAUAACAAGAGAGAAAAGUGAUUCUCAACAACAGUUCCAAGAUAUGACUUAUGUACCUGAUUGGCCAGCUAAGAAUGGAUUGACCCUUGGCCAUGUCAGUGGUGUUAGUGUAGGACCUGAUGGCAGUGUGCAUGUUUUUCAUCGGGGACCUCAAAUCUGGAAUACAAGAUCCUUCAAUAAAAGCAACAUUUUCCAGGAUCAAAACAAACCAAUUUUAGUUCCAACAAUCGUAGUCUUCAGCAAAGAAGGGAAAUUACUAAACCAAUGGGGUAACAAUACGUUUUUUAUGCCCCAUGGAAUAACAGUUGAUAAAAAUGGCUCUGUUUGGUUGACUGAUGUUGCUUUACACCAGGUUUUCCGUUUCUCUGCUGGAGAGAGAAAGCUUGACUUAGAAUUAGGAGAACGCUUCCGUCCUGGUAAUGAUAAACAGCAUUUCUGUCAACCCUCAAGUGUUGCUGUUAUGUCUGAUGGUCAGUUCUUUGUAGCAGAUGGCUAUUGCAAUUCAAGAAUAAUGAAAUUCUCAAAAGAAGGUAUGUUCCUUGAUGAGUGGGGUCACAGUGAUUCAGCUCUACAAUCUGAUGGCUUCCCAGCACCAUAUGUAUUCUUCAUUGUUCAUUCUGUAACCGUUGCUGAAGAUAAAGGAUUGGUUUGUGCUAGUGACAGAGGAAAUGGACGUAUACAAUGCUUUGAUUUAAGUGGAAAAUUCUAUAAGCAAAUACAUCUGAAAGAGUUUGGCUAUGUAAUAUAUUCCGUUGACUAUUGCUAUCAGCACGGUGGAAUUUUAUUUGCUGUGAAUGGUCCACGAAACCACACCAAGAAACCUUGUAAAGUGUUUGCCAUUGACAUAAAAACAGGCAUAUUGCUAUCCUCAUGGAACUGUCCAAAGGGUCUAGGCUUUCCUCACGAUAUCAGUGUUGAUAAUAAGAACCAUGCUGUAUAUGUAGGCGACUUAUUGGCGAAAACAGUCUGGAAGCUACAGAUGACAACUCCCAAUAUUUCUGAAUAUUUGUCUAAAAAGAAUGAAAUCCCUCAGCCUAUGGUGACUGCUGAAAAUGUUCCACUGCUUGACAACGGGCUGGAAAGUACCUCCGAUUCAAAUUUCAAGGCUUCGGUCAUCGUUGGUAGCCUCUUAGUUGCCCCUAUGUUUUUCAUCGUACUCAUAACUGUUUUCGUGCGUUACUAUCAUGCAGGCAAGUUAAAAUGUUGCGACUACAGGCGAAGCAUGGCUGGUCAUCAACACAGGUCUUUUUUUGGUAACCUUCUGAUUGACCGACACAAAGGCUUCAACCCUUUAAAUACUGAGGACAGUGACCAUGAGAUUGACCCAUUGAAUAAUUCAGAUGAUGAAGACGACUACAGAAUUACAAGGAAGACUUGAUUGACGCUAUGGACACUAAGUAAAUAUUUAAAAAAAAAAGCAAUUAAUAAAAAACAUAUGUACUGAGAACUGUGGACAUUUGAAAAACAAUAUUUUUAAAA